This is a messenger RNA of Trachymyrmex septentrionalis, 1732 nucleotides long. Its product is annotated as probable ribonuclease ZC3H12C. The coding region runs from base 140 to 1516 and encodes 458 amino acids. Gene Ontology annotation, cellular component: nucleus; cytoplasmic ribonucleoprotein granule. Gene Ontology annotation, molecular function: RNA endonuclease activity; mRNA binding. Lineage: Eukaryota; Metazoa; Arthropoda; Insecta; Hymenoptera; Formicidae. The record is from RefSeq and is a predicted model, not a curated record. The transcript is spliced from 5 exons.
AAAAUCUCGAGAUUGUAUUUCAGAAAAGUACGGGAGUAACAAACGAUCGUCUCGCGGAUACUGUUUCCCUCUUAAAAUCGACUGUUGAACAUAUAAUUGUAUAUAAUUCACGUGUCCUACAUAGGAAUUGGCUGUGAGGAUGAAAAGAAAAAGAAGUUUAAGUCGACAAGAAUUUAGAUAUUCUUACAAUAGUCCAUUGAAUGCUUUUAGGAAUAGUAUGGUGAAUCUCAAUAGCUUGAUAGACGAGAAGAUGGUACACAAGGAUAGGAGGUUAUCUAGUGGAAAGCGAAAGUUGAAAAAACAAAACGCAGCGGACUCUUCUAAAAGAAUGCCUUCACGAAAUAGUGUAAUUGUCAUCAAUGACAGCGACAGUGAAAGAGAUGAUAGAAAUGAAGACGUCUCGCUCAGCGUCAUUGAAUGUAACUCAAUACCGACCUCGCCUUUUCAACAAAAUAAAAAACUGAAAAUUUCUACAAAGAAAAACACGAAUAAAUCGUCUAGAACAUCAUUAGAUAAUGAUUCAUCUGUACUUUGUUUGACAGAUAUGCCGGAAUGUUUAAAUGAAGAAAAUAUAGCACCGUCACAAACAGAGGAUGAUGUAGUUGAAUUAUGGUCAUGUCUGAAUUCAUUAAAUAUGAGUAAAGACAAGAAAAAUAAAAAGAAGCAUAAAAAAGAGAAAAAUGCAAAUAAAAAUGAAGAAGAUAUGAGACAAAAUUCUGAUGAGACAAAUGAGAUGUUUGUGAUAGAUACAACACCAAAUUUGAAGUAUCUCAAAUUUUUAAGAGAUACAGAUACAGAUACAGAUACAUCCCAAUAUGUAUGGAAAAGAAAAAGAAAACAAGAUCUGUCUUCCAAUAAAACUAUAGCCAAAUCGUUUGUCAAACCCAUUAAGCAAAGUACAUUGAAAUAUUCAAAUAACAAUCAAAGAAAAAGGCACCAUAAAAACUGGAAUCCAAGUCCCACAAAAUUAAAUAUACGUUACAAUAACAAAUUGCGAAAAGAAGCAGAAGGAACUCAGAAAAAUACAGAUGAAAAUAGCGGAACAAAUUCAAAUUAUAAAUUAAGAGAGAUAAUUGUUGAUGGUUGCAAUGUGGCGAUGAACCAUACACAAGGUAAAGAAUUCUCAGAAAAAGGUAUCCAAAUAGUGGUAAAUUAUUUUAAAGAGAGAGGUCAUGUUGUAAAAGUUUUCUUACCACAACACGUUCGUAGAAAGGAACAUACGUUUCUUGAGCAAUUAUACAAAGAAGGAACAGUAAUUUUUACACCUAGCCGCAAAAUUGGUGGUAGACAAAUUACAUCUUACGACGAUCGAUUUAUCUUGAAAUAUGCGACAACGUGUGGAGGGAUAGUGAUUUCCUCGGAUCAAUACAGAGAUUUGUAUAGAGAGAAACCGGAAUGGCGCAAUACUAUUCUGAAUCGUUUACUGAUACCCACCUUUGUCGGGGAUUACAUCAUGUUUCCGGAAGAUCCAUUAGGCAAGUUUGGACCUAAUCUCGAGAGAUUUUUGCGAUAUUGAUAAAAUUAUAUUAUCAUAAAAUAUAUUAUUCAGGGAAUGGAAGUAAUUAGUUACUUGCAAUGCUGUUACUUUCCUUACCGUUACUCUUAUAAAAUAGUUAGGCAGUGACAAAUUUUUACAGAAAAAGUAAUUUCUCCGAAUAGUAACUCUUCCAUUCCUUGAUUAUUUUAAUUUGGAUAUCAGGACUGAUUAAUGUCUUGUUUAAGAAAUUAUGAA